AUGACGUUGUCCAGGACGCUGAGCUCAAAGAGCACAAUAUCGGUUGGGUCAUCCCUGAAAUCAUGCGCUCAAGUCGCGAAAAAGACCGCUUUCCUUGGCCUGUCAUUCACCUCCCCUUUCCCUCAUGGCAGGUCAAAACGGGCUGCGUAGAAGACGAGCAGGACAGACAGCUCACUCAGACGAUCCUAAUGAAGACAAGACCGCACGAGAAGAAGUGGUUUGGGGCAAGACACCCGGCGGCGAAGUCUUCAGAGUACCCGUAACACAUGGUAGCCUCAUACUGCUCAACCCCACGUAUCCCAAAAGUCAUCUAGACAUUCUCAAUCUCGUUCUCUUGGGAUCGCAGAUCGCGUUGUAUUACAUCUUCCCUCGUCGGGUGUCCCAGGUCUUCUUCUUGUUGUACUUUGCCGUCUGGCGUGCUGCCUAUGAUGCCGGUCUUGGUUGGGCCCUCACCAAGCAGAGCAAGAAAAAAUGGAUUGUUCGCCAAGUACAAGCGCGUGGGUGGCUAGAUGAGAAACGCCGUCCUGAGAUGAGAAACUGGAUUAGAGCUCAGUUGGCUGGAAAGAUGGGCAAAGACUACUCGUUCGAUGAAUUGCCUCUUGAAUACAACACAUGGUUGCUUUUCCGUCAGGCUGUCGACAUCAUCCUCCUCAAUGAUUUCGUAGCUUACUGCAUGUUUGCGUUUUCGUGUUACCGAGUUCCGGAUGGCCUUUCUACCUUCAUUCACGCCAUGAGAUGGUUCGGAGGACUUUUCCUCAUCGCCUUCAACCUAUGGAUCAAGACUGAAGCUCACGACGUGGUCAAAGAUUACGGCUGGUAUUGGGGAGACUGCUUCUUCCAACGAGGCAAUCUUGUCUUUGACGGUGUCUUCGAGCUGGCACCGCACCCCAUGUAUUCUGUUGGCUAUGCGGGAUAUUACGGCCUAUCACUGAUAGUGGGCAGCUAUGGUGUUCUAUUCGUCAGUUUGGCUGCACAUGCCGCUCAAUUUGGCUUUUUGGUCUUUUUCGAGAAUCCUCACAUCCAGAGGAACUACAUCAAACCGAAGGCUAUCGCCAAACGUACCCCAAUCCUCCUUCCCGAUGCAAAGCCAGCGUCUCCAACAGAUUCAGUUUACUUGACAACUCCCUCCGCGACUGAGGGCGAGACGGCGACUGAUUCUGAGUUGGAUACAGAGACUGAAAUAGAAGAUGACUCUAUCUCUGUCGAAACGAAUGAUUUUCCGAGAAAGAGAAAGAGAAAGCACAGACAGAAUACGUCUUCGACGGGCUCGAGUCAAACGGGAUCCGGCCAGGUCACCCCACACAAGAAAGCCAUUUCACAACACGACCUUCUGAACAAAUAUUUCCGGAGGGAUACCCUGAUUUUGAAAAACUUCGAUCCAUUCCGUGCCGUUGAUUUCAUGCUCCUCCUCGUUAUCUCCUACUCGCUAUUCUUCGCCCUCCUGCCUCGCGUUUCGGACGAUACUCUUCUUGCGUUCCAUUUUGUUCAUGCAUACGCGUGGUGUAUUUUCCACUGCUUUGGACUUGGACUUCUCCUUCGUGCACAGAGCGAGACAAAGUUUUUAGUCAAGCGUUUCAUCAGCAAUUAUCAUUAUCAGACGAAUGAUGGGGGUAAGGGAGCCACCAUUGAAGCGUUUACGAAUUGGAAGGCGAUUUAUAAUUUGAGUCUUUGUAUGACGAAUGUGGCGUUUAUGGGUGUGGUAUGGAAGACUUAUUCCAUUCCUCGUGAGUGGACGGUCGGACAUGAGUUGCUACGCCAUACCCUUGGCAUUGUUCUCAUUGGUUUACAUGUUUGGGCAUCAUUGGAGUCGUACGAAGUUCUUGGCGUCUUUGGAUGGUUCUUUGGUGACUUUUUCAUGGAAGAAUUUCCUUCUCAUCUGGAGUAUUCGGGUAUCUAUCGUUUCCUCAAUAAUCCAGAAAUGAUGGGAGGUGCUGCUUGGUUUGGGUUCAGUCUUAUCGGGGGGAGUAAACUCGUGCUCUGUUUGGCGGUGACAAGGCACCUUGCACAUUGGUGGUUCUUGAGAAGUGUAGAAAACCCGCAUAUGCGGAAACUAUAUGGCGAUACACUUCGGAAAGAGGCGGGUUUCGUCAAGUUCAUCAAGAGUGUUGCUAGUAAGAAUGCUAGGAUUCUUGAAUCUCGAGCUGGACGACAUGGGCCUGAGAUUAAGAGGGUGGCUAAGGAGGUUAAGGGAACGUUUGACAAAGUGUUGGAAGAGACUGCGGAUGUCGUUGAGGAGUUCUUGGCCAAAUCUCGACCGAAGAUCUCGGAAGUCGUUCAAGAAACUAAGGUUCUUCUGCAACAGUCAAGAGAGAAGCUAGUCAUUACACGGGUAGCCAAUGAUUUGUCGUCUUACGAUACGUCCAAGUACAAAGCGAUCAUUUUACCGAGUUCUGAGGGAUCGUUAAGAUUCAGUAUCGGGGAACCUAUCCAAGUGAGAUGGCAAGCGCCACAUAUGCACUCUCGAAAGGAUUGGAUUGGGAUUUACAGGGUCGGAGCGAACAAAUCAACACUGGUCACCAAUACUUCAUCGAUGAGUAUGUGGGAGCCUGUACAUGACGAAGAAUGGGAUGGUGAUGUCCCUCUUGGAUUGGAAGAUCGACCUGAGGUGCCGCCAAAAGAAUCAGAGAGCGGUGUUGUCACGUUUAAAGGCGAUACGUUGCCCUGGCAGGCGGGGCGUUAUGAAGUCAGAUAUCAUCAUGAUGGGAAGUACAAUGUUAUGAGUAUCGAUGGGCCGUUUGAGGUUUAUGUUGACAAACCAUCUGAGCUCACGUUGACCUCGGUACGAAACUGUUUAAUGCGGACGAUACCCCUAUGCCUAGACUCGGAUCCUGCAUUGAUCCCUCCAUCCUGCCGACCUGGACCAAAAACCGAAACUGGGGCACCGAACGACUUCGGAGACGAUAACGGCAGAGACCAGGAUGAUUUCAAUUUCUGGUCAGAGAGGCAGGCUAAGAGGAUAUGUACUGUCAUCAAGCAAGCGUUCGAUGUUGAAUAUGCUCCGGAAGUUAUUGUGGCUGAUGCCAAUUUGACGGCUUUGGCUGAUCGGAUAUUGCUGUCCAAGCAGAUGUAGGGUGGGGUUCCGUGUUGAUAUAGUGUUGUAUUCGGUUGGGGUCGAUAGAAGAAUUGCUGUCAUAGAUGACUAUUACACGAUAGAACAUGUUAUGUAUUGCAGUCAUAGAUCAGGCCCAGGUUCGUUCUUGGCUGUUACU
This is a messenger RNA of Marasmius oreades (fairy-ring Marasmius), 3209 nucleotides long. It is a transcript of the gene CHO2, whose product is annotated as phosphatidylethanolamine N-methyltransferase. NCBI's taxonomy places the organism in Eukaryota, Fungi, Basidiomycota, Agaricomycetes, Agaricales, Marasmiaceae. Gene Ontology annotation, molecular function: phosphatidylethanolamine N-methyltransferase activity. Gene Ontology annotation, biological process: phosphatidylcholine biosynthetic process. The coding region runs from base 125 to 3070 and encodes 981 amino acids. The record is from RefSeq and is a predicted model, not a curated record. The transcript is spliced from 19 exons.